UCCCCGCUGUGAUUGGACAAAACACCACGUGGUCGUUUCGUCAGACCCGGAAGAAUGACAAGUGUUUAUUGUUGCUAGCCCGCAUUUAAGGUAUCUUAAUGCACAGUGGACACAAAGGUUGGCUGGACCAAAAUGGCAUCCUACUUUGAUGAACACGACUGUGAACCCACCAACCCCGAGGAACAGUACCGCCAGAAUGCACUACUUGAACUGGCCAGGUCUUUAAUGCAGGGUUUGGACUUGAUUGACUCAGGGGCAUUUGACCUUUCAGACUGGGACCAGCGGCUUCCUCCUCCAGCUGCCAAAACUGCGGUUCAGACCCUCUCUGUGGUCAUUAUUUCCCCGGAACAAGCAGACAAAGGUCUGAAGUGUCCUGUGUGUUUGCUGGAGUUUGAGGAGCAAGAGACGGUUCGAGAAAUGCCUUGUAAACACCUCUUCCACUCAGGAUGUAUACUGCCCUGGCUGGGCAAGACUAACUCCUGUCCACUGUGUCGACUUGAAUUACCAACUGACAAUCCAGAGUAUGAGGAGUUCAAAAAAGACAAGGAGAGAAGAAAACAGAGAGAGCACAGACUGGAGGACCUACAUGGAGCAAUGUACACAUGACAUGACGGUGCAAUUUUGUGGCACAGUGACAUUUUACACACAAAAAAAAAAGAAGAAAAAAAAGAAUUCAGGAAAUGCAUAAUGCUGCGUUCAUGUCAUAUCGUACAGAUUACAUUUUUGACACCUAUGUCACCCAACUGGCAAACACAAAAAACACCUAAUUCAGGCUUAAUUUCCAUGUAUCUGUUGUGACCAUAAGGCUGAUGGUGAUGUGAGUGACCAUCUUGUUCUUUCCAUUCGUUCGACAUGCCAUGAAUGCAGUAUAAGCAACGAGGUAACUGAAAAUAGAAAAUGCUUAUAUCAGAGUUGGAUAAAUGCUUUUUUCUCAUUAUUUAGUAUGAAUAUAGAUUUUAAGAUGAGCGUGCUGUGGACAGCAGUACUGAGUUUUGUCUCUUUAUUCCCUUUUUAUACAAAAUCGUGAGCUUUAAAUGCUGAAACAGUUUUUUGUUCAAUUCAUAUGAGAUAUUUAAAGAAAGGAAUAUAAUGAGUGAUACUGUGCUAUGCUUUUGUUCCAUAAAGAAAAAUAUUUAAAUGGGAAAGAAUGUUAUUUUAAAUCUCACUCGAGCUGUGUAAUAUUAGUAGUCUACACUUUCAUAAUGUCAAUGGACUCAUAACCGACAGAUUAAGAGAUAUGUUUUAAAAAAUCUAAGUGGGAGAAGCAUCCUGACUUUAAGUCCUGAGUAGGGGUCAAGCUUCAAAAAUACCGGAUCCUACAAUUACUAUAAUAAUAAUCCUAUGAAACCAAGAGCUUUUCAUUAGACCUGAAGUGAAAUAAAUAGGGUUACUUUCUCAGACUUGACAGACCUCCAUUAUAGGCACAUAAUACAUUAUACCUCUUACUUCCCAGCAGUACUAGUCGUCCUCAUGAGAGUAAACUGUCAUGUGUAAAAUUUGUGGAGUUUCCCUUUAAUUCGUCUCAUGAUUUCUUUUUUGAUGUCUGCAAAGGGACCCCCUCCCCUCUGGCCUAGGCUGAGGAACAAUUAGUAACAUAACCAGUACAAUCUGAACUGGUUGCGAUGCUACAUCACAUGACGGCAGACGGCCCCCUCAUAUAACUCACUGUACUGUUUCCACACUGGAGCAAUAAUGUGGGGAAAUCCAGAGUUUGUUGUUGUGAGGGAGUAAGUCAACACUCAAUAUUGGAACCAUCCAUGUUUUGAAAUGACUCAGCUUGGGUGUGAUUUUAAACAGCAGUACAUUUCUAUGUUGUUUCUUUAUUUUAUCUGCUUUGCGAAAAGUUGUUUCAGUUUGUCUAUGCAAAUAAACAGAGCAGCUUUUUAUAUAAAACAACCCAAAGACUGUAUUAACCAUAGCCUCAAUUGUUUG
Molecule: messenger RNA, 1932 nt
Organism: Scomber japonicus (chub mackerel)
Lineage: Eukaryota; Metazoa; Chordata; Actinopteri; Scombriformes; Scombridae
Gene: rnf181
Product: ring finger protein 181
Exons: 6
Coding region: 133-606 (157 amino acids)
Biological process (GO): protein ubiquitination
Cellular component (GO): cytoplasm
Molecular function (GO): ubiquitin protein ligase activity
Source: RefSeq, a predicted model, not a curated record